This is a messenger RNA of Protopterus annectens (West African lungfish), 7013 nucleotides long. Its product is annotated as aldehyde oxidase 3-like. Gene Ontology annotation, molecular function: NAD binding; 2 iron, 2 sulfur cluster binding; molybdopterin cofactor binding. The coding region runs from base 71 to 4087 and encodes 1338 amino acids. The transcript has 35 exons. The record is from RefSeq and is a predicted model, not a curated record. NCBI's taxonomy places the organism in Eukaryota, Metazoa, Chordata, Ceratodontiformes, Protopteridae.
CUUUAGAGUGUAAGAGGAAAGCAACACUGCACAUUAAAUUGGAGUGUUAAAACGGAAUCAGUGAUCCAGCAUGUCUUUAGACAACAGAGCAGAUGAGCUCAUCUUUUUUGUAAAUGGUAGAAAGGUCAUAGAGAAGAAUGCAGAUCCAGAACAAACACUGCUGUUUUACCUGAGGAAAAAAUUAUAUCUCACAGGGACCAAGUAUGGCUGUGGGGGAGGGGGAUGUGGAGCCUGCACGGUCAUGAUCUCCAGAUAUGAUCACCUGACACAGAAGAUACAACAUUUCUCUGCGGUUUCCUGCCUGGUUCCAGUCUGCAUGCUGCAUGGUAUGGCAGUCACCACUGUUGAGGGAGUUGGAAGCACAAAAAGCCAAAUUCAUCCUGUUCAGGAGCGGAUUGCUAAGGCCCAUGGCUCACAGUGUGGCUUCUGCACUCCGGGUAUGGUGAUGUCCAUGUAUACAUUACUGAGGAAUAAUCCUGAGCCGAGCACAGAGGAGUUACUGGAAGCAUUAUCAGGAAACUUGUGUCGAUGUACUGGAUAUAGACCAAUAAUAGCAGGUUACAAAACCUUCUGCAAGGACUCUUGUUGUCUGAAAAAAGAUGGAGACUGUUGUAUGAAUAAAGGCAAUAAUUCUAGUUUGUCUUCUGAUCAGAUCAUUGAAGGUACUUGCACAGAACUGUUCAAAGCAAAUGAGUUUAUGCCACUGGAUUCGACUCAAGAGUUAAUAUUUCCACCAGAAUUGAUUCUAAUGGCACAACAGCAAGAAAAAAGGAAAAUGUUUUUCUCUGGUGAAAGAAUAACCUGGAUAUCACCUGUACAUCUGAAAGAACUGCUAGAACUGAAAGCAAAUUAUCCUAAGGCUCCCCUGGUGACUGGGAAUACUAAUGUAGGACCUGAUAUGAAAUUUAAAGGAGUCUUUCAUCCUGUUAUCAUCUCACCUACAAGAGUUCAGGCUCUUAAUUCUAUCAGUCAGACAGAGAAAGGUAUGUCAUUUGGGUCUGCCUGUACUCUGUCUUUUGUGAAGGACAUCUUACAAGAAGCUCUGUUAAAAAUUCCAAGACAAGAAGCAAAGGCUUUCCAAGUACUAUUCCAACAACUGAAGAGUUUGGGGGGGAAGCAAAUACGGAACAUGGCGUCCUUAGGUGGAAAUAUCAUCAGUGCAUCUCCUACGUCAGACCUAAAUCCUAUCCUUGCAGCUAGUAAAUGUAACCUGAAUGUUUCAUCUAAAGAUGGUACACGGCAAAUUCCUUUGAAUGAAGACUUUUUCCUUGGCUAUGGAAAAACAUCAAUGAAACCAAAUGAAGUAUUAGUAUCAAUUGAUGUACCAAAUUCUGAAAAGUGGGAGUUUAUUUCAGCUUUCAGGCAAGCACCACGUCAAGAUAAUGCAUUUGCUGUAGUAAAUGCUGGAAUGAGAGUUGUUUUCAAGGAAGAGUCAAAUAUCAUUAGCCAGUGUAACAUCUUCUAUGGAGGAACUGGUCCAACUACUGUUGGUGCAAGAAAGACGUGUCAGCAGCUCAUAGGAAGGACAUGGGAUGAAGACAUGCUGAGUACUGCUUGCAGACUGAUUUUAGAUGAAAUUUCCCUUCCUGCUACAGCACCGGGUGGGAUGGUAGAGUUCCGAAGAACAUUAAUUAUCAGCUUCUUCUUCAAAUUCUACCUACAAGUUUUACAAGAAUUAAAGCAAAUGGGAGUACCUGAUGAUAAAAUACCACAGAAUUAUUUAAGUGCAACUGAGGAUUUCCCACAAGGAAGCAUUGAAAGCAAGCAGAUAUUUCAGGAUAUUUCAUGGAACCAGUCUGCUCAAGAUUUGUUGGGGCACCCCCUAAUGCAUCAGUCAGCAAUUAAGCAAGCCACUGGAGAAGCCAUGUACUGUGAUGACAUCAGAAGCAUGGAUGGAGAGCUUCACCUUGUGAUGGUUACCAGCACAAGGCCACAUGCAAGUAUAGUUUCCAUUGAUAAAAUGGAAGCUCUGAAGAUGCCUGGUGUGGUUACAAUUGUUACAGCUGAUGAUGUUCCAGGUUCAAAUGUAAUGCCGUAUCUCCAGGAUGAGACUGUCUUUGCUGAAAAUAAGGUGACCUGCGUGGGAGAAAUUAUCUGUGCUGUUGUUGCAGAAACAGUAACUCAGGCCAAACGAGCUGCACGAGCUGUGAAGAUAACAUAUCAUGACCUUAAGCCUGUGAUUAUCACCCCUGAGGAUGCAAUAGAGAAACAGUCAUUUUACAGUGCAAGAAGAAAGCUGGAACGUGGAAAUGUGGAUGAAGCAUUUAAAACAGCUGAUCAUGUCUUUGAAGGUCAUAUGCAUGUUGGAGGUCAAGAACAUUUUUAUCUCGAAACCCAGAGUGUCAUAGUAAUUCCUAAAGGUGAAGAUAAAGAAAUGGAUGUGUAUGUAACAUCUCAGCAUCCCAGAUUUGCCCAGGAGUCGGUUGCCUUGGUGAUGGGUACCCACUGCAACAAGAUUAUGUGCCAUGUAAAACGAGUUGGUGGUGCAUUUGGAGGGAAAAUAAUAAAGCCAGGAAAACUUGCAUCGAUAACUGCAGUAGCAGCGUACAAAACUGGUCGACCAGUGAGAUGUGUACUUGAACGAGGUGAUGAUAUGCUAAUUACUGGAGGUCGACAACCAUUUCUAGGAAAAUAUAAGGUUGGCUUUAUGAAUGAUGGGAGAAUCAUAUCAGCAGAUGUCAUAUAUUAUAGCAAUGCAGGAAAUACCUUGGAUGAGUCAGAUCUGGUAAUAGAGAAAGCCAUACUACAGGCAGAUAAUGCCUACAGUAUUCCCAACUUUCGGUGUGCUGGAUUUGUUUGCAAAACCAAUUUACCAUCCAAUACUGCAUUCCGAGGAUUUGGAGUACCAGAGGGACUUCUGAUUACAGAAUAUUUGGUAAAUGAAGUAGCAAUGAGAUCUGGAAUACCACCAGAAAAGAUUCGGGAAAUGAAUAUGUACAAAGAAAAACACAUAAAACUCUUCAAGCAAGAGUAUAACCCAAAUCUUCUAUUAAGGAGCUGGGAGGAAUGUCUGGAAAAGUCAUCAUUUUAUCAACAGAAGGCUGCCAUUGCAGAAUUUAACAAUCAGAAUCGCUGGAGAAAAAGAGGGAUUGCUAUUAUACCCCUGUCAUAUGGGGUUGGUUUUCCCUAUGGUUUCCUUAAUCAGGCUGCAGCUUUAAUCCAUAUUUAUAAGGAUGGCUCUGUUUUGGUGACACACGGAGGCAUAGAAAUGGGCCAAGGCAUUCAUACUAAAAUGAUGCAGAUUGUAAGUCGUGAGUUGAAAAUUCCUUUAUCAUACAUUCACAUCAGCGACACAAGCACUAAAACAGUGCCCAACACAAUAGAAUCAGCAGCAUCUUUUGCUACAGAUGUGAACGGAAUGGCAGUGAAGGCUGCCUGCCGAACUCUCAAGGAACGACUUGACCCAAUUAUAAGUGAAAAUCCCAAGAAGUCAUGGGAAGAAUGGGUAGAUGAAGCUUUCAUGAAAAGAAUCAGUCUUUCUGCGACUGGAUAUUUCAGGGGAUGGAAUACGUACAUGGACUGGGAGAAAAGCGAAGGGUUUCCUUACACAUACUAUAUGCAUGGAGCCUGCUGUUCUGUUGUUGAAAUUGACUGCUUGACAGGAGGUCACAGGAAUUUAAGAACAGACAUAAUAAUUGAUGCUGGAAUCCCCUUGAAUCCUGCAGUGGACAUUGGACAGAUUGAAGGUGCUUUUACUCAAGGUGUUGGACUUUAUACAAUGGAGGAACUGAAAUAUUCCCCAGAGGGGGUACUGUUCACAAGAGGCCCAGCUCAGUACAAAAUCCCUGCUCCUUCUGAUGUACCCCAAAAGUUCAACGUUUAUUUGCUUAGUGGAUCUAAAAAUCCAAAAGCAUUAUAUUCAUCUAAGGGUUUGGGAGAACCUGUACUGUUUUUGGGGUGCUCUGUGUUUUAUGCCAUUAUGGAUGCAAUAGCUGCUGCCAGAAAGGAUAGUGGAAUAACAGGACACUUCACACUGUACAGCCCUGCAACAUGUGAACGAAUCCGUAUGGCAUGUGUGGAUCAGUUUACACAGCAGAUUCCAAGAGAUAAACCAGAUUCGUAUGUCCCAUGGUCUGUGCUUGUGUAAAGCAGUAUCUAAACCAGCAAGAGAAGAAAAUAAUCCAAAAUGAUGUGGGGUGUUCAAGCUACCCGAUCUAUUCACAAGCUAUGAUAUGGUAGAGAGUGACUUUGCAAAGGUUAACGGCAUCCAUACAUUUAGAGUUCUUGCAAAUCUUUACCUCAGUUUUCCAUUUAUCUUAUAACUUUUUAAAUACAUAAAUUAUAUGACUUAUACACAUAGAAAAAGCAAAUUAUUAGGAAUACUGAUCAUAAAGAAAUAUUAGGUACACAAUGUGUUUUUCAGCAAAACACAUAGCUACAUGCAUAACUUCACAACGAGGCUUUGCUGUAGAAUUAGUAUGCUGUGCAAUACAUUUUAUAAAAUUGUAAGCAGACAUUGUAAAUGGCUGUAAUGUAUAUUUUGUAAAUUAACUAAGUUGUUCCCGUACACCUAAAUCAGAAUAUAAAAGUAUGAUAAAAGAACAAACUCACUCUAGCUUGUUAUGACUGUUUUCAAAAAUCCAUUUACAAGAGAGAUUCUUAUGACAGUUUAAAAGUACAUGAAAACUAUCUAGUAUUUAAUUUUUGUAGACAGGCACUGCGCAUUUACACCCUGAACUGAAGUGAAAUUCCUGCCACCUUCUGCCCAGAAGUAUUGUGUUUUCAUCACUAAACGAAAGGUAUAGAAAUGCAGCAUUGGAUUCGUCAGUCUUACAGCCAAUAAUUGUCACACUUUAUAAGAAAAAAAAACACCGGUGGCACCACAACUGCUUAUAUGCUUUUAUUUAAAACACAGAUAAGCACUUUCGAGCAUGAGAUCUUCAUCAGAUUAAAAAACAGUUAAAAUCAGUCAUAUUUAAACAAAUAACAACCAAUCAGAAUCAAUAGCAAAACCUACGCCACUUCAAUAGAGGUUUUAAAGGCAUACAACCAUUUAACCCAGGUGUAUGGUUAUGAUAUAUUUAUUUUGUGGAGAGGUACAACUGAAGAAUUAGUGUCAUUUGUUAGUUAUUUGGAAAACAACAUAUUUUUUACGUUUUACUGUCAGUUAUUCUGCUGACUCAAUAGAUUUUUUUAGAUUUGAAAAUCUAUAAAGAUGUGACUGGUAAAUUACAGCAUGCAUCCAAGACAUAUUUUUGAUAAUGUAAUGAGUGCACAGGGUCUAAGAAUUUCAAGACUAUAUACUGAAGACAAUAUAUAUGAAUGUGAGCUAAAUAAUAUGCAACAUAGGCUUGUCUCUCAUGGCUACCCAGCACAAAGGAUUAAUAGAACAAUAUCUAAGACAAAAGGUUGUAGAAGGAAUAAAGGUAAGCCUUGGUUUGAAUGUAGUGCAGGUAAUUCCAAUAAUAGAACUAAUACCAAUUAACAGAAAUCAAAUAAUAACCCAUAUGUGAGAAUAAAUUUACACUCUAACAGUGAUAUUGAUGCUAUUUCCCUGGUUAUAAAAAAGAACUGGAAGAUUUUACAUGCUGACAAUAAACAAAAAGCAGUAGUAGGUUCCCACCCCAGAUAUGCCUAUACUAAUAGCCAGAGUUUGAAACAGAUUUUAUGUAAGAACAUAUUUCCUAACAGGUCUAAUGCAUUCAGGAUGAAAUUGGGAACCUUUAAGUGUAAAAAAUGCAAAGACAUGUCAAUAUGUUAAAGAAAAUAAUAAUUUUGUGCAUCCUGUACCAGGCAGGAGGUAUACACCCAGAUUGCAUGCAGAUUGUAGAACUAAAAAUGUGGUGUAUUUAGCUGAGUGCACAUCAUGCCAAGUUUUCUAUGUUGGAAAAAUUAACAGAAUGUUGAAGCAAUGCAUAUUGCAAUGUAUGAGUGACAUUAGAUCAUGCCUGAGAAGUAAUGCUUUAUAUCAGCACAUAGAAAUAAAUAAAGAGCAUAAGUUUCAGUUUAUGGUGCUACAUAUCCAACAAGAGAGAAUGAGAGGAGGGGACAUUGUACAUAGUACUGAUCUAGCUGAACUAAGAUUGAUAGCUGAGUUGCAAGCCAACCAUACACCUGGGUGAAAUGGUUGUAUGCCUUUAAAACCCCUAUUGAAGGGGCGUAGGUUUUGCUAUUGAUUCUGAUUGGUUAUUUGUUUAAAUAUGGCUGAUUUUAACUAUUUUUUAGAUCUGAUGAAGAGCUAAUGCUUGAAAGCACUUAUCUGUGUUUUAAAUAAAAGCAUAUAACCAGUCAUGGUGGCUCCAGUGUUUUUUUUUUCUUAUUUUUUUGCAGUAUAUUCUACCACUGUGGACUUUUACUUCUUCCUUGGCUACUGUGGAUUUUUAUUGUCACACGUUAUGGUUACUUUUGCUUCAAAGCAGAACUGAAGACAUUUUAGGAGAAGUAUACUUUGUCUUUGAAAGUAAUAAAGAUAAAACUGGAUCUGUGAUUUUGUCCAGGGAAUGAGGAUUGAAAAUCAUGUUUCACCAAAAUAUUGCAGAUUUUUAAACAAGAAUCAAGUGCUGGCAUUUCAUCAAGAGAAACUGAUGCACAGGGUGCCUUGGAACAGAAUUUGUUUCUGUUAUAGUGACUAAGAAUAUGCAGAUGCAUCAAAAGUCAGUAAUGCAAAUGCCCUUCCUUUUUAAUGUGUUUUACUUGAUCAGCUCUGUCAUGUGAUUUUAUUAAGUUUGUAUCUAAACACAUGGUUUGUGGUUGUAUUUACCUGAUGAAGUUCUUUGUACAUUCAUUGGAAUGAAAACACUUAUGGCAAUUGAAGGUGUAUUAUUGGAGUGUGCCUAAGCUUGUUGCUUUUUCCAUUUUUGUUAUUUUAUUGUUUCACACCAAGAUAUUGGAGGCUUUUCUUGUGUGUUAUAUUAAAAAUAUCAAAUGCUAGUUAGUAUAAUGUGAUCAAAAUAUUCUGGUGUUUCCUUUGACUGAAUCACCGUAUCUAAAUAACGUUUCAUGUGCCCUCAUUCUGGAGUGCAUUCUCAGACCUCUUAGUAUUCGAUGUUGUUUAGAUUAUACUUUGCUUCAUG